This is a messenger RNA of Bactrocera oleae (olive fruit fly), 1265 nucleotides long. Lineage: Eukaryota; Metazoa; Arthropoda; Insecta; Diptera; Tephritidae. The record is from RefSeq and is a predicted model, not a curated record.
ACCGAUCACACCACCAUGAAGACAUCAACAGAUAUAUAAGGGACCAAAAGAAGGAUCCCGCUUCCCUUUUUUGCAUCGACUCGCUAGCGAUUAGUUCCUUGAGCACCCGCCGAAAUCGACUCUCUUUCUUUUUUCAAUUAUUUUGUGCUAAAGAUGAUAAAAAUCGAGUCUUAUUGGAUGUUGAUGACGAAGCUUCCGACUAUAUAAAUGCGUCUUUCAUUGACGGUUAUAAAAUAAAAAAAGAAUACAUCGCUUCACAGGGUCCCAAAUCUGAAACAACUAUAGAUUUUUGGCGUAUGAUUUUACAGUAUAAUGUUCGUAUAAUUGUAAUGUUAACUCAAUUUCAAGAAGGAACAAAUAUCAAAUGCCACGAAUAUCUUCCUUAUAAUUCAAAUGGGAUAUAUGUUAUUAUCAGGAGGAAAACAUGCUUCGAAUAUUAUGACCGAUCCGAGUUGUUUAUUACUCAGGAUAAGUAUGGCUUAAAACGGAAAAUUGAUCAUUUCUUUUUCAAGAAAUGGCCAGAUCACGGAUGUCCCAAGAAUCCUGCACACUUGAUAAAUUUUAUUCGUAAAAUAAGAAGUCAUGGACUGUCUAGUUAUUCCCCAACUGUUAUUCAUUGUAGUGCAGGAGUCGGGCGAACUGGUACAUUUAUCGCAUUGGAUAUAAUAAUGCAAAGGUUGAAGUACGAGUUUAAGAUAAACAUUUAUGAAACUGUUAAAAAGCUACGAUUUCAAAGAAUGAAAAUGGUUCAAACACUGGAGCAAUAUACUUUUUUGUACGAAUCUGCAUAUGAACUUGUCCGUCAUAAUAUUAGAAAACAAAUCUUUGAUGAAAACAAACUGAUUUUUUCACAUAAAAGCGGUAUAAUGGCAACAAUGUGUAAUUCUGAAGAGCGAAAUAACGAAAGUGUGUAAUUAGUAAAAGCUACUUAUAACAUUUAUAAAAACAUUAAUAAAAUUAUUAAAAGUUAGAAAACAAAUAUACAGCGAAAACAUAAUAUGUAAUUAAUUUUCUAUUAAAUUUAUAAUAUACUAACAAAAACAACGUACCCACGGUGCUGCUCACUAAGGUGCUGGACCAACUUCGGUAAUGAUGUCAUAUCGAAUAUUCUAUUGAUGUGAAGAGUAUGACUUUAGAGAUCCACAUGGCAUUGUAAACUCAGCUAAGUGGCCGUUAUAUGUACGGCUAAGAUAGUUUCUGAGAUUUAGCAAUAAUGUAAUUUAUGUUACCUCAAAUUUGGAAUGAAAUAAAAUAAUUGCCAGAAA